UUAGUUUAAUCUGAAAAGGGGAGGGCAGGUGAAAAUGUCCAGGAUCUGUGAACAGACCACCUACUGUGAGGUGAAUUCUCCCGAAUGAACUACUCACGGUUUUUUGUGCUCCUGAGAUGCUGCUUGGCCUGCUGUGUUCAUCCAGCCUCACAUUUUAUUAUCUUGGAAUCUCCAGCAUCUGCAGUUCCCAUUAUCUCUGAUACUCACGGUUUGGCAGCUGGUUAAAUCACAGGUUAAAUUGGUUUUGCGAGGUGAAAAAGAAUAGCAGAUGCUAGACUGCCUCAGCAUCCUAACAGCAAGCCUACUCCUGCUUCUCUUACUAUUUCCAAUUCUGGCCAAGAACAACAGCACUGCUGCAAUCUUCUGGCACUGUGUCCUGAGAGAGAAAAUGGCACAGCACAUAACCGGAAAAAGCAAAGAGGAGAGAAUUUUAGAAUUUGUGUUGCAAAAUGCUGUGAAAGGUGAUGCGAAGAGUGUUGUGGACACAAUUGACAAAUACUGCAGGGAGAAGGAGUGGGCAAUGAAUUUAGGGGAUGAGAAAGGUGUAAUCUUGGACAAAGUCAUGAAAGAGGCAAACCCAUUAUCUGUGCUGGAGCUGGGGACGUAUUGUGGUUAUUCGGCUUUGCGCAUGAUCUGUGUGCUUAAACCUGGCGCUCGUUUCCGGACCAUCGAGUUCAAUCCAGCCAAUGCAAACAUUGCAAAACAGAUCUUCCGCUUCGCUGGAGUUGAGGACAAGGUGGAGAUCUUAGAAGGUUCAUCUGGGGAUAUUAUUCCACAAUUGAAGAAGCAGCAAGAAGUGGACACUUUAGAUUUUGUUUUUCUUGAUCACUGGAAGGACAGAUAUCAGCCUGAUACACAACUCCUGGAGGAAUGUGGUCUUUUGAGAAAAGGCACUGUUCUGCUGGCAGACAACGUAAUUACACCUGGAGCCCCAGAAUUUCUACAGUAUGUACGCAACAGUCCCCGCUAUGAGUGUACAUUCUAUGCCUCAAAUUUGGAAUAUACAAAGUUUAAAGAUGGAAUGGAAAAGGCUAUUUUUAAAGGUUAAACACAAAAUGCUGAGAAACGAAAUAAGAUAUCAGUGUUUACGUAAUAAGAAGUGAUCCAAAAAGCUCACAUCCCUCACUUUAUGUGGAAGUUUUGGGCCUAUUUAGCAGAACUCAUCCAUUGUAUAGCCUUGGUGCUUAUGCAAUAACCUGCCCAAUUCACAUGAAUCUGUUUUGUUCCCUCUUGAAAUUUAAAGUUUAUUCUUGUCCCCCUCCUUGCCAAGUGUUUUAAAAUUUGUGGCUAAAAAAUUGUCCAUAGCAUGCUUUCAUGUAUGUCCUUGUAGUUUCUUCUGCUUUUAAUUUGUAAGCAUGACUCCUUGUGCUCAAAUUGUGUCAAACCAGUGAUGUUGCUGUUUUGAGUCUGAUGCAAAUGGAGUCAGAAAUCUGAAUCAUUAAGUGGAGAUUCACAACAGAUCAGAUUUAGAGGUGGAGAGUUGGAACGAAAUAGGGCUGAUGGAAGUUACAGAGAAAGGGAAGUGUGCAGGCAUAGGCCAGCCAGUGCUCUUGGUAGGAACAGCAUGUCAGAGCAUCUGGCUUGGUUGUGAUUCUAUUUGUAAAUAGCAUGACACAUCCCUUUGACUCUUGUCAAGGGGGCAAGAUGAGUGGAACGGCUUUCCAAUAUGGGUCAGAGUUAUUUGGAAGAGAAAAAUUUGAAAGAUUUUAGGGAAAAAUAAAAAGCGUACUAUUAUCUGUUUGUCUCAAAAGGUUCUGUGGAGGCAAUGCCCUGACAUUAAAUAAGUCAUUUAUAGCUGUGUGCAAAUUGCUCUCUAAUAAUAAAAAAUGAUAAAACACUAACAAUCCAUAUAAAAAAUGUUCAGUUCAAGGCUGGAGAAAAGUAACUACAUCAGAAGAGCGAAUUUUGUGUAGUUCUUCGCUCAAAUCCUUCAAUUAAAUUAUAGUGCUCAUUUUAAAUUCCAAAACAAAGCUCAGAGGAAGAAAGAGGAAAGCGUCUUUGACACCAACAGUAUUUUGCUGGAAUAUAGUUUGUAAUGUUACCUAAUAACAUUAAGGGUUACAGCAAAUGGCUCUUUGAACUUGUUCCAUCAUUUGAUAUUACAACUGAUUUUUAAAAAUCCAAAAUAGCCUUUUCCUGCAUCAUCGUGCCAGCCUUUAAUACUGUUAGUGUGAAAGUCCAUUAAAUCUCAAGAAUUGAGGAUUCACAGCUCAAAUAGGAAGAGAAUUCUAUCGAGCAUAACUCUUUCUAAACAAUCCAGCCAACAAAAGUAACCUCUCAGUCUCUACUCUUAUAAGAAUGUGAUACUUUUAAAUAAGAUCACUUCUCAUUCUUCUAGAGAAUCUUAACAGUAAACCCUGGUUUCACACAUAAAAGACAAAUACAUUUUUUCUUAGGGAAGGACGAAAGCGGUACACUGCAGUCCAGUUGCUAAUGUGAAACAUCGUGCAGUGAGACUUCCUUACUCAUACUUCAAACCCUUGCAACAAAGACCUACAUACAAUUUGCCUCCCGAAUUGGUUCAAGGAGCAGCGCAUUGAGAGAUUUUCUUGGAAGAGGACACUCCAUGUUACCUAUCUUUCCCCUAAGUGUGUGCUUAACCCAUCAUAAACCUCAAAAAUGCUUUCAAAUACUUCAAGAAUUAAAUUUUAAAAUCCUUGCAUUUUUGAUUAGAUGAAUUUACCCAAGAAACAGUAUUAGAAUAAUUGGAGGAAUCACCUGCAAAUCACUGAUGACUAAUUAAUAUUUGAACUCUAAAGAUAAAUUUAUUCACUUCCAGUAAAAUAAUUACUUUGUUAAUGUGAUACCAAAUAAUUCCCUCUUUCUUUUAAAAUUUAAAUGUGCUUUAUUUUCAACAUCCAACACCAGCAAUGUUGGAGGAACACAGUCGCAUUUUACUACCACAGUUGAAGUCAGUUGCCUGAAAUUGCCAUUGGUGCCCUGUUUUGUCUGGCGUGGAAAAUGCAAUGACUACUUCAGUCUGUAUUUAGAACAUCAUAGAGCAAUCUGCCCUAAUUUGGCAAAAACAAUGUAAAAAAAAUUUAAACUGAACUCAUCUGCACUUGUAGCAACAGAAACCACCUUGUGGAGUAAAUCUGCAGAAGUUCAAUCUCUAAUGCCCCAAAUUACAUGGUGUGAUUUGUUAGAAAUUGCAUGUAUAAAAUCUUAACAGGUACCAGAAUGCACUGUUUUUGUUGGCAAAUAUGCCAUCUAAAUUUAUACUGCACUGUCAAAAAUAAGGUCAUCCCAAAUGUCUCCUAGAGUUCAGCUGGAGAGGUGCUAGAUGUUCAGCAAUUGGUCUUCGGGUUGCAGGAUUCAUGGCCAGUGUUCCUCCUCAGUGACAACAAAUGCAAGAGAGGGUGACCAACUCUGAUGUCCUGCAAGAUUGAUGGUCUUAUGAUGUGCAGAGUCUGCACACAAGGGAAGAAAACCAAAUGAAGGUGAAGCGCUUGGGGGUGGGAAGGAGGAAGGAGCUAUUGGUAAAUUACCCCAGCUUAAAUCAUUAUCCUUAAGAUAAAAGGAUGUCAUAACAUUAUGGAUUAUAUGAAAGAAAACUUGGUGAAAUAGCUGGAAUGUGAAAAAGAUCCAUUAAUCUUAGCAAAAUCAAAAGUCACUGUAACUGGAAGCCUAUUAAAGCCAGUCUUAGACAAGGUAUAAUGCUUUGCAUUUGAUUGAACUGACGACAAGAAGUCAGCUGGAGGAGUGUAGCAUAUCAUGGUGCCCUAAAUCAGUUUCAACAAGGAAAAGUGAAGUUUAAACAAAAGAUCAUUUGAAAACUUUCAUGACUACUGCAAAAAUCUGUCUGGCCACCACAAUAUUGUUACAUUGUUAUACUUAAAAGGUUAGGGAAAACUGGCAUUUAAACCAAAACGUACUGAAACAACCAAAAUGUGAACAGUGCAGAAAGUGUGCUUUUACAUUAAGCAUCAUCAAAUAAAGUAACAAAUACAGAUUUUCCUGUCUGAGAACCUAUGCUUUACAACUAAAAGAUAAAGAGGACUAUGGCAUAUGGUCUGUGGCAUCAUUGGCUCAGAAGUAGCAACAGGUUCACUUGCGAUAACCCCUCCAUUGUCAGAAGGAGGACAUAAGUGUAUUCUCUCAUACAGCUUCUGGUAGAUAGGUAAUAUUACCCAAUUACGAGUCAUCCAAAUCUAGAAAAGGACAAUGUUGGGAUAAAAAUGCUUUUACCACAAUAUUACUGACCAUAUAAUUUACGUGUCCUUUAUAGACAUUGUUGUUUUUCAACAUAUUAAGGUGUGAAGCUGGAGGCUACUGCUGGUCCUUAUACAGAUACUCAUCAUUUUGCGCAGCCAGUUUAAGCAAAUACAGUUGGUGGCAGGGUACCAAUAUGUUAGUAUUCCCAGAGAGAAUUUAUAUUAAGAACUUGCCAGUUUGGAUGGUAAAGAAUAAUUACUACAUGCACUGAAGACUACAUUAUGUUAAUAUUUUUGUUGAUGGAUAAACAGAAAAGAUCAGGAACGAGAAGUAAUUGAUGUGCUAAUUACGUGGAAAUAGCAAAAAUGACAACAGCUACAAUGAUCAUCUUGUUCUAUGUACUGUUCAAAUUCUGCUCUAAUUGUGUAGUGUAUGUAAAUCUUUCCAACUUAAAACUGUACACUUCUAAUAAAUGCAUGUUUAAUACUAAUUUACAGAGCUGCUUCUUUAUA
Messenger RNA from Stegostoma tigrinum, 4667 nucleotides. It is a transcript of the gene comta, whose product is annotated as catechol-O-methyltransferase a. Gene Ontology annotation, molecular function: catechol O-methyltransferase activity; magnesium ion binding. The coding region runs from base 269 to 1048 and encodes 259 amino acids. The transcript is spliced from 5 exons. Gene Ontology annotation, biological process: developmental process; dopamine metabolic process; catecholamine catabolic process. The record is from RefSeq and is a predicted model, not a curated record. Gene Ontology annotation, cellular component: axon; dendrite; membrane. NCBI's taxonomy places the organism in Eukaryota, Metazoa, Chordata, Chondrichthyes, Orectolobiformes, Stegostomatidae.